CCUUAUACCAAGUAAUCCACUUUCUUAAUUUCCUACCUUUUUCUUUUUCAUCGGAACAAAAACAAAACGAGAGAGAAAAAGAAAUAUCAUCAAUGGCGACUGACGUGGCAAUGGUUCCCGCAGGGGAGGGUUCGAGCUCUGCUCCUGGUCCUUCUUCUUCAUCCAAGAAAACGAAACGUUUCGAGAUCAAGAAGUGGAAUGCCGUUUCUCUUUGGGCUUGGGAUAUUGUGGUUGAUAAUUGCGCAAUUUGCAGGAAUCACAUCAUGGAUCUUUGUAUUGAAUGCCAAGCUAACCAAGCGAGUGCUACCAGUGAAGAGUGUACUGUUGCUUGGGGAGUAUGCAAUCAUGCGUUUCAUUUCCACUGCAUCAGCCGAUGGCUUAAAACCCGUCAAGUUUGUCCUUUAGACAACAGCGAGUGGGAGUUUCAGAAGUAUGGCCAUUAGCGCUGUUACCAUGCUGAUUAAAGUCCCGAAAAUCUGAGGGUGUGUGCAGAUGUGUGGAGCUCUUGAUUGUUUUGCUGCUAAUCUACAGCUUUCUAUAUGAUGGAACCAUUGAUUUUUGUCGUAUAACAUCAAGAAUCAACUUACCUGUUUAGGCAUUGGCCAAAAUAUUUCCCUCUUUAUGUCAAUGUUUAAUAUAACUAGUGGAAACUAUUAUGACAAUUGUAUCAAAAUUUGAUCGAAACUUCACAGUAUGAGCUGUUCCAUUGUGUUGGUACAACAUAUAAUACCAGUUUAUUUUAUGUAUCAAUAA
Chenopodium quinoa (quinoa) is the source of this 753-nucleotide messenger RNA. RefSeq names its product RING-box protein 1a-like. The record is from RefSeq and is a predicted model, not a curated record. Gene Ontology annotation, cellular component: cullin-RING ubiquitin ligase complex; nucleus. The transcript has 5 exons. Gene Ontology annotation, molecular function: zinc ion binding; cullin family protein binding; ubiquitin protein ligase activity. Bases 93 to 443 code for a protein of 116 amino acids. Gene Ontology annotation, biological process: protein ubiquitination; ubiquitin-dependent protein catabolic process. NCBI's taxonomy places the organism in Eukaryota, Viridiplantae, Streptophyta, Magnoliopsida, Caryophyllales, Amaranthaceae.